AUGCCACGACCAAGUCGAAUUCAUGACCUGGCGGAUGAGCUAGUUGGCGAAAUUCUGCUCCAACUAUUGGAGACCCAUGGGCAGCGAGCCCUCCAUGGCAACCGAGCAGGACACAGACCUCAAGACUGUCAAUCGGGCGAACGUGAUCCAGUUCGAAACAGGAAUCGUGGAGAGGCUUCUGAUCUGGAUCGAUUCCGGCUUGUCUGUAAACGUUUUAUGCGAAUUGGUACUCCGCAAACAUUUGCUAAAUUUACUCUCCGAUUCUCCAAAGAUGGGUUUCGCCGCCUCCGCGAGUUGAUGGAUAUGCAACGAGCUUAUUACGUGAGGACUGUGACCUAUUUGGCAAGACCUUUCUAUCAGGGCAGCGAUUGGCCGCAAGUGCUGCGUAUUCUUGCCAAAGACGCCCCCGAAAUCGCCCGAUUACAUAGCCGCCGUGUGCGCGAACAAAAGACAUUACUACAGGCCAGUUUUGACCAAGUGCAGCUGCGCGCGGCGAUUGCGGCAUUUACAUCAUUACGGGAGAUAAAAUUACUUCGACUUCAAGAUGAAGCCGACGAGCAACUACUGGAUUUGUUCCACGAGCAUGAUAUUGCGAACCUUGCGCCGGACGUCUUCCUCGACUGGGAGUCCGCGUGCUCACGUGCAAUCACCAGCCUAGGAGUGGCCUUGCUUGAUAGCCAACGUACUUCGAUCCGUUUUACUGGGCCACAAAUCAGCCCCGAGGCAACCCUGCGCUUGCUUGAAGCACCGUCAACCACGCUCGCCGCAAUGGGCAGUCGCCUUACAAGCUUGGACAUCAACUUCCACGCCCUUGGUGAUAUCACCGAGACCAUGUCUGUUCUCUCGCCGGUAUUCUAUCGCUUUUUCUCCGAGGCUCGAAACUUGAUUGCUAUUCACAUUGGAUUUCCCUCAAAGUGGCCACUGAAUCUGGAUCUGGAGGCGGUCUUCCACCACAUCCGAUGGAAGAAUCUUCGCAAACUCAGUCUCCAGGGAUGGCGCCUGACAGCGGACGAAAUUGGAACAUUGGCACGUCGACAUCGCCACCAGCUGCGAGAAUUUCGCCUCCACGCCGUCUAUCUUCAAGAGGGGAGCCGAUGGUCCGAUGUUCUCAAUGAUUUGCGCACGGAAAUGGAGCAUCUCGCCAGACUGGAGCUGCGCGAGAUCGACUACGCCGCGAAUUUCGAUGCGUUGGCUAUCGACAGUGGCGUCGAGAUUUUCCAACCUUACACUGUUCAUUCGCUGGCAUCCUCGCUGUCCUUGGCGACGGGCACAGCAUCGCCCGAAGGUGCCGUUCCUCCAUCGUUUGACUCUGAUGUCUGUAGCCUGAUUGACUCCAGUCCAAGUCCUCAUAGCCGCGAAAUGCUAGAGAGAUUCCGCGCACUCGACGUGAAAGAAUUGGGCGACGACGGCGCUCGAGUACACCGCGAUCAAGUACCACUUUGGGAAACGUGGGUUUUGUCUGGAAUCGGCGCGAGAGGUUUGAGGAUCUAG
This is a messenger RNA of Penicillium diatomitis, 1491 nucleotides long. RefSeq names its product F-box domain protein. Lineage: Eukaryota; Fungi; Ascomycota; Eurotiomycetes; Eurotiales; Aspergillaceae. The record is from RefSeq and is a predicted model, not a curated record. The transcript is spliced from 2 exons. Bases 1 to 1491 code for a protein of 496 amino acids.